AUGUCAUCACACACCUUGCCGCAAGUAUCAUCGGAUCCUCUUUCAAAGGCCUUUGCGUCGGGAAUCUAUCCUUCAGGUCAGAUUGUCGAAUAUGCCUCAGAAAACAAUCGGUUUCGCAUCACCAGCGAAGAGAAACGAGCUGCUGAAAGGCUCCAAGAGGACAGCUACAAUGAUGCGAGAAAAGCGGCAGAAGUCCACAGGCGCGUCAGGGCACACAUUCAAAAGGUCAUCAAGCCUGGCAUUUCCAUGAUUGAGCUUUGCGAAACAAUCGAAAAUGGCACAAGAAUACUUACGGAGGCCAGCGGGCUGAAGGCUGGAAUUGCAUUUCCCACAGGUUGCUCGCUUAAUAAUGUUGCUGCACAUUAUACGCCAAAUGCUGGCGACAAGACCAUCCUGAAGUUUGAGGAUGUUUGCAAAAUCGACUUUGGUGUCCAUGUAAAUGGAAGGAUCAUUGACUCUGCAUUUACGCACACUUUUGAUCCAAAGUACGACCCGCUAAAAGACGCCGUUCGCGCGGCCACCAACGCUGGCGUGAAAAUGGCAGGAAUUGAUGCCAGACUAUCUGAAAUUGGAGCUGAAAUCCAGGAGGUCAUGGAAUCUCAUGAAAUUUUGCUUAAUGGAAAGACACAUCCCAUCAGAGUGGUAAGAAACUUAUCCGGCCAUGCCAUUGAGCCAUAUCACGUGCACGGGAAAAAAAGCGUUCCAUGCACUCGGAAUCAAGAGCAGCGCCACGUCAUGGAGGAGGGCGAAACAUAUGCAAUCGAAACAUUCGGCUCAACUGGCAAGGGGUAUGUGCACGAAGAUCUCGAAUGUUCGCAUUAUAUGAAAAAUUACCAGAAUCCGGCACCUCUUUCCAAUAUUCGUCUGCCUCGUGCAAAGCAGUUGCUUGCAUCGAUUAACAAGAACUUUGGGACCCUAGCCUUUUGCCGCCGCUAUCUUGACAGAAUUGGGGAAGAAAAAUAUACUCUGGCGUUGAAACAUCUUUGUGAAACAGGCCAUGUGUAUGCAUACCCACCACUUUGCGAUGUUGUUGGAUCUUACACUGCACAGUAUGAGCAUACCAUACUAUUGAGGCCCACUUGCAAGGAGGUGAUUUCUCGCGGAGAUGAUUACUGA
This is a messenger RNA of Mitosporidium daphniae, 1116 nucleotides long. RefSeq names its product methionine aminopeptidase 2. The record is from RefSeq and is a predicted model, not a curated record. NCBI's taxonomy places the organism in Eukaryota, Fungi, Microsporidia. The transcript is spliced from 2 exons. Gene Ontology annotation, biological process: proteolysis. Gene Ontology annotation, molecular function: metalloaminopeptidase activity. The coding region runs from base 1 to 1116 and encodes 371 amino acids.